Messenger RNA from Pestalotiopsis fici W106-1, 1026 nucleotides. RefSeq lists its product as uncharacterized. The transcript has a single exon. The coding region runs from base 1 to 1026 and encodes 341 amino acids. NCBI's taxonomy places the organism in Eukaryota, Fungi, Ascomycota, Sordariomycetes, Amphisphaeriales, Sporocadaceae. The record is from RefSeq and is a predicted model, not a curated record.
AUGGGUGUCACAGACGCUAAUGUCACCUUCACCAAUGACUUACCCACCAGUCUCACCGUGAAGAAGACCUCUUCAACUGCCAUGGGCAAAGACCUACCCGAUGAUCAGACUAUCCCGGCAUUAUCGACGAGCUCGCCCCAGCAUAUCGAAACUUCAGACUGGUCUUUGGAUCAAUCUGCCUUUACUCUGAAUUUCAAUGGCGAAACCGCCGCAGUCAAUCUCGGUACUGGCUUGUACAAGACGGAUGCAUCAUGGUCUAGCAACGAUGGCAAGAUCGGCGGUGUACUAGCACCGGCCAAUUUCCUUACACCUGGCGUCGACUUCAACUUUAUGUUCUUCGCUGGUCCUGGUGGUUGGGCAUCGUACAUUGAUGCAUAUCUGCGGUCAAACGUGGAGAAGUUUUUGAAUUUGCUGGCUGCAAAGCCGAUCACCGUUCCUCUGCCCGGAGACAUCAAAGUAUCCUUGACAAAAAUGGAAAUUUCGAGUCUUGACUGCUCUUAUGCAUCAAUCAGCAACACGGGCGCUCAAGCGCCUGGUCACUCUGGAAUGUUUUCAGCAACCAUCAUCAUCAAUACCUCCCUUACAGCCUCUGGGUCUGUAUCACUUCUUGGUGGGACUCUCAAUUCUUCUGGAAGUCUCGCCGUCACGAAUGCAACGGCUCUGGCACGUGUGUCGGUCGAUCUGACCAAGCCCAAGAUUUCGGCAGUGUUGACGACUCUGGCAACUUCAGUCAAGGACUGGUCUCUUUCCAGUGAUAUCCUUGAUGACUUGGUUAAAGCAUUUCCACCGCUGGGCCUAAUCUUGCCAGAAAUCACAAACGGCUAUCAUCUUGCGGCAUGCUUGAACUCGGAGCCCGUCAAUGGGCAGAUUGUUGGAUUAAUUAAUAAAAUGUUGAAAGAUUUGGAGGGCCAGGGACAUGCGCUCUUGGCAAGUAUGAUGCCUCUCACGGAUCCCAAAGUUGUGGCCGAUCUAUUGCAGCCAAUGACAAUGGACGCAAUAAGUCCUAGCCAUGUAACCUUAGAGUAA